Messenger RNA from Oryzias melastigma (Indian medaka), 673 nucleotides. Its product is annotated as breast cancer type 2 susceptibility protein homolog. Gene Ontology annotation, biological process: regulation of DNA-templated transcription; double-strand break repair via homologous recombination. The annotation marks the transcript as partial. Gene Ontology annotation, cellular component: nucleus. The record is from RefSeq and is a predicted model, not a curated record. The transcript is spliced from 4 exons. Lineage: Eukaryota; Metazoa; Chordata; Actinopteri; Beloniformes; Adrianichthyidae.
AUGAUUGGAGUGCAAUUCAAGUCCAACCUGAAGUUGAAGAAGCUUUACAAACGUUUUUCUUCUUUAGAGAAAACCAAAUCUCAACGACGAAAGCAGAAUCUGGACGUUGCAAACUUGCAGGAUGGUGAGGAGCUGCAUGCAGCCGUGGGAGAUGACCCCGCUUACCUGGAGGCUCAUUUAAGUGAACAACAGCUGCAGACUCUUCAAGCCUACAAGCGCUCACUGAUGGAGAGGAAGCAGGCCGAGCUGCAGGACCGAUAUCGCCGAGCUUUGGAGGAAGAAGACCAAGAAAUCAAAUGUCCAAAGAGAGAUGUGACUCCGGUGUGGAGACUCAGCGUUGCUGACUCUUUGGGCCCACCCAGCUGCGUUUACCAGCUGAGUCUCUGGCGGCCCUCCUCAGACGUCGAGUCUCUAUUGAAGGAAGGUGGUCGAUUCAAAGUUUACAACCUCGCUGCUGCAGAAGGAAAGAAGAGAAGCAGCCAUGAAAGUGUUCAGCUCACCGGAACCAAGAAAACCCAGUUCCAGGUUCUGCAGACUUCACAGGAAUGGAUGUCAGAACGUUUCCAACCAAGAGUCUCCACAGACUUUGAGAGUCUUCAGAAUCCAGAUUUCCGACCUCUGUGUGGAGAGGUGGAUCUGUCGGGAUACGUCGUCAGCGUCAUCGAUGGACACG